AUGCUGCUUUUACCACUCUUGCUGGUUUUUCCUUCUUUGUUAGGAUUGUUGUUUGCCACACAAAACAGCGCUCUCUAUCGAUAUCCAACAGGCCGUGCUUCGUUUGGUAAAUUCGAGUGCGAUCCUUUCUACUUGUCAUGGGCAGAGAAACUUACAUCAUUCAUGGUGGAAGAUAAGUUGGACUGCACUUUCCUUUGUGUUGGUGAACCAAAGUGCUAUUCGUUCAAUAUAGCAGUGUAUCCUGACUCCAAAGGUCUUUAUCUGUGUGAGUUAUUGGCCACAGACAAGUACAGAGAGGCUGAAAAGGUUCGUGCAAAUGCUACCUUCCAUCACUGCAGUCCGUUGGUAAGAUCUCUUCAUAUAUUUGGUGCUUAACACUCUUCGUAUUUCUUAAAAUAUAAACUGAAUGAUUCAAGGAAUGUUUACUUUGUUUCUAGUCUCAAUGUGAAAGCGCUCCUUGUAAGAACGGUGGUGUCUGUGUUCCUGAAUAUGAAAGGAACUCCUAUCACUGUGAUUGUCAGCCUGGAUACAGUGGAACUCACUGCAAACGUGGAGGUAUUCAAUUCACUUUUUUCUCUUCGAAAUGAGAGGUACAAACUCUAAAGUAGAAGUCAUACGAAGUAGAAGUCAUACGGUCGUCGUUAAUUAUAUCUAAAUGUCAUUGAAAACUUUGUGCAACUGCUUCCAUCUACAUGUAUAGUGUCCUCCAACAUUUUUCCAAUGUGAAAGGUGAUGAAAAGUUCGACCUAAGUCGGCCGGUUUCUUCUUCGUAUCCAUGGAAAUAAAACUUUUGAGAGAUCAAAUUAUAUAAUCUCUCAAAUGGCUUCUCACGACAUCACUUCUCUUUUUCGGCAAGAGCAGGGAUAAUCAUUUGGGAAAUAGUCUUUUUUUCGUGUCUUUUUGUUUUUCAGGAAAACGAACCUGCAGUGACAUCAAACACUCCUACCCUGGGACUCCAAGUGACUCUUACGUCAUCGAUCCUGAUGGAGAGGGCGGAGUGAAACCUUUUAAAGUCUAUUGUGACAUGACUAACAAGGGCGGGAUAGGAGUGACAGUUGUCAGUCACGACAGUGAAAGCAGAAUGCUGGUGGAUGGAUUUGGUGGCCAAGGCCCCUAUUCUCGCUCCAUCAACUACACGGAGGCUGAUAUGGCUCAACUUGCGAACCUAACAGCUUCAUCAGCUCACUGUGAGCAGUUUGUAAAGUACGAGUGCUACCACUCAGUGCUCCUCUACAAUGGUUAUAUGUACGGCUGGUGGGUGUCACGUGAUGGAGAGAAGAUGAAGUACUGGGGAGGAGUUGAUUCUGUUGAUUACAAAUGCGCAUGCGGCUUGAAUAAUACAUGUGCAAACAUUAACUACGGAUGCAACUGCGACAAAAAUGACCACCAAUGGCGAGAGGACAGCGGCUUCCUUACAGACAAGACAAAGCUUCCAGUGAAGCAACUGAGGUUUGGAGAUACUUAUGGUGAUUUUGAAAAGGGAUACCACACCCUUGGAAAGCUCAAGUGUUUUGGACUCAUUUAAAAAAAACUGAAAAGUGCACUUUAACUAUAUACCCGCUAUUUGCUGACUCACCUCAUCUAUGGCUGUAAACUCUAAUGCUUUACAUUUGUAAAAGCGGUUUGCAAAUUUUCGCAAAGGAAAUUGAUGGAUACAUUUGAGUAGGAAGGUGAAAAGAAAACCUCGUUUUAACAUGUAUUGCGUUCUUAAUAAAAUUAAGCAUAACUUUAGGCGUUGAAGGCCCAUUUUUACU
Molecule: messenger RNA, 1754 nt
Organism: Pocillopora meandrina
Lineage: Eukaryota; Metazoa; Cnidaria; Anthozoa; Scleractinia; Pocilloporidae
Source: the annotation of a GenBank genome assembly